Molecule: messenger RNA, 1904 nt
Organism: Stegodyphus dumicola
Lineage: Eukaryota; Metazoa; Arthropoda; Arachnida; Araneae; Eresidae
Source: RefSeq, a predicted model, not a curated record
UUCCACUGGAAAUCAAGAGCGGACAGGGUCAGGGACGUGAAGUAAACCAAAUGGAAUCUCUAUACCUUUCUUGCAUUUUGUUUAUUGCCUUUGUGGCAACAGCUGCCUCAAAGAGUGUGGGUAAGAAACUUUACGGGAACUACUACGAUGAUAAUGCCAUAGAACGUGGUGAUGCAUAUGUAGACAAACUUCUAAAAGACAUGAUGGAAGAUCGUGGUCAUGAAUACGAUCCAUAUGUAAUGGAAGACAGUGUUGUUGGCUUCAGCAGAAAGGUAGCUUUCGUUAAUAUCAGUGGCGAAGCGAAGUUACAUAAUGGGUAUAUUACAGGCUUAAAAACACUUCACCGUCCUGAUCAUUGCUCUUUAAAGGAAAAAAAUGGCCGACUGCAUGUAAAAGCUGAUUUAGGAGCUGGAAUUUUGAAAUUCCAGUAUGAAGGCACAGUUAAAUUUAUGAAUUUCGGGCCAACGGUUACUGUACAUGGAGAAUUAUCUUACAUUGAAAUUCAUAUGGAAUUUAGUGUUGAUGCUAAAACUGGGAAAAAUGGAACUCUGCACAGAUUUGCUAUAGAUGAUAUAAAGGGUUUGAAAGUUUGGAUUACAGGUCUUGGGCCACUCAACUGGGCUGUGAAUCCUAUUAUUAAGGGUGUAAAUAAAGUUUUUAAACGAUUUGUGAAAUAUUUGCUUGAAAAUAAAGUUAUGCAUCAUAUCGCAGACAGGUUGCCGAAUUUCAAGUUUCCUGUCGAAGGUGGAGACAUUGAUGAAACUACUACAGAGAGUAUUACUGUCACCUCCGAAACAGAAGCAACAAAGCAAACAGAAGAGCCUACCACAACAGAAGGCCCGGUAGAGACCGAAGAGCCUACCACAACAGAAGGUCCGGUAGAGACCGAAGAGCCUAUUACAACAGAAGGUCCGGUAGAGACCGAAGAGCCUAUUACAACAGAAGGUCCUGUGGAGACCGAGGAGCCCCCUGAAACGGAAGGCCCUGUGGAGACCGAGGAGCCCCCUGAAACGGAAGGCCCGGUGGAGACCGAGGAGCCCCCUGAAACGGAAGGCCCGGUGGAGACCGAGGAGCCCCCUGAAACGGAAGGCCCGGUGGAGACCGAGGAGCCCCCUGAAACGGAAGGCCCGGUGGAGACCGAGGAGCCCCCUCAAACGGAAGGCCCGGUGGAGACCGAGGAGCCCCCUCAAACGGAAGGCCCGGUGGAGACCGAGGAGCCCCCUCAAACGGAAGGCCCGGUGGAGACCGAGGAGCCCCCUCAAACGGAAGGCCCGGUGGAGACCGAGGAGCCCCCUCAAACGGAAGGCCCGGUGGAGACCGAAGAGCCCCCUCAAACGGAAGGCCCGGUAGAAACCGAGGAGCCUGAAGAGCCUGUUGAAGUAAAUGAAUCGGGAGAGUCAGAAGAGGCUGAAUUCGAAAUGGUGACGGCUGUUUAAUUUCGAAGACUAGAGUCGGCAAAAGAAAUACCUGAAGUUAAAUUUACCUUAAGAAGUUCUGUAGAAAUAAUGCGAAAGCUCCGAUUUACGAACUUGCGGACUUCUAUAUGAAAUUUUGAACCAGAAGCAAAUGGAAAAGUUCAAACUCUUAAUUUUUAAAAUUUACUACUUUUAUUCUUUUUCAGAUUUCAAAUGUUUAAUGCAAUUGAGUGCUUUAUACGAAGUUGUAAUUCUACAAAAUGUGUAAAUAUGAUUAAAAUUUAAUUACUUAUUUUAAAAUUACAUAACAUUAAAUUAAUAUAUGCACCAUUCAAAUAAUGCAUCUUUUAUGUUAAAAAAAGAAUCUAUGCACUUAAAUUUCGCCAAUUUUAAUGUAAAUGUUCUAACAUAGGAAUUGUAAAUUUUUAUUAUAACUGUAUAAUUUCACUGAGAUGAAUUUUUUCUUAUUAAACGUUUUUUGCAUAUGUC